This is a messenger RNA of Cherax quadricarinatus, 572 nucleotides long. NCBI's taxonomy places the organism in Eukaryota, Metazoa, Arthropoda, Malacostraca, Decapoda, Parastacidae. The record is from RefSeq and is a predicted model, not a curated record.
GGUGCCCAGGGGAGGGAGGUAGUGACCAUGGUGUACUCACAGAAGAUGGUCACCAGAGCCCAGAUGAAGAUGAAGAGGAGGAGGAUGAUCUCCCUAGAAGCUUCUCCAUGCCCCUCAAGGAAGAGGAGAAGCUGCAAGGGAAUGAGAAGCAGCAGGAACCGAGCAACAACAAUAGUGUGAGGUGUAAAGUAGCUCCUCGCCCAACAAGUAACCCAGUAGCCUUCACUCCCUAUGACUUGACCUUACCUUGGCCAACAAGACGAGAGAAUGGGAUAUGUGGUGAAAUUCGGGGGAGGACUUUAGAAGGCGGGUGUCUCGCACUGACAUCAGAGUCUCGCCUGGAUGAACAGAGUGCUUCUUCAAGUGCACUGGAAAGUCUCUCUCCUGGUGGUCGAGGCGGUGAACUGGACGUUACAGCAGCAGAUGAAGCAUUUCGUACCCGUUCACUACCAGCCUGGGUCAGGAACAAGACCCGCCCCCUCACUGCCUUAGAUGACCUUAAUACUAUCUAUGAGAAGGUAAUCAUUAACCUGAAUUUUGAUCCCCUUUCCCCAGUCCUCUCACUGCCUUAG